Molecule: messenger RNA, 954 nt
Organism: Neltuma alba
Lineage: Eukaryota; Viridiplantae; Streptophyta; Magnoliopsida; Fabales; Fabaceae
Product: probable tyrosine-protein phosphatase DSP4
Exons: 6
Coding region: 106-774 (222 amino acids)
Biological process (GO): protein dephosphorylation
Cellular component (GO): cytoplasm
Molecular function (GO): phosphatase activity
Source: RefSeq, a predicted model, not a curated record
CCAUCACUGCAGAAGGAGCUGUUCAACUCAAUUACCGCCGUGUCUUUCCCUGUUAUUGCUGUCUUUUCGCUUACCAGCGUGUUUUCCGAUUUUGGCGCCAAAAGCAUGACGUUGGAUAUCUCCAACGGCGAGUUUUUGCGCAUGGCGAGCGAGGCUCCGGAAUCCUUCACCGUCGGUAUUGUGCAGCCGCGAACAUCUGCCGAGAGCGGGGACGGUAACGGGACGGGUGGGGAGGAGAUGUUGAUGCCUCCCCUGAACUUCGGGAUGGUCGAUUAUGGCAUUUUUAGGUCUGGCUUCCCUGAUUCCGCCAGCUUCGGAUUCUUGAAAACCCUUCGCCUACGUUCCAUUAUAUGUUUGUUCCCUGACGAGUAUCCCGAAGCCAAUUUGGAGUUCUUGAAGGCUAAUGGAAUAAGGCUUUAUCAAUUCGGAAUCGAUGGCUCGAAGGAUCUUUUGACAAAAGACCCGGAAGAUAUAAUUCGUGAGGCAUUGAAAGUUAUCCUAGAUGUUGGGAACCAUCCAUUGCUCAUUCAUUGCAAAAGAGGAAAGCAUCGCACUGGUUGUCUUGUGGGAUGCUUAAGAAAAUUGCAAAGAUGGUGUCUAUCAUCCAUUUUUGAUGAGUAUCAAAGUUUUGCAGCUGCUAAAGCUAGAGUGUCAGAUCAGAGCUUCAUAGCAUUGUUUGAUAUUUCUGAUUUUAAACCCCAGCCAUUGUCAUUUUCACCCUCACAAAAGUACAGUAUUGACAAAGUCCUGGAUGCUGUUCCAUCCUACCCCUGAGUAUUACCCUGAAGUACUGUGACGCCUCCCAAUUUUUUUUGGGGCAUAUUACCAAGGAAUGAACAUAGAAUCUCAAUCUAAUUACUCUAACUCACAUCAGAACACCCCCAUUUUUAUUUUUCUUGUCCCCCUCUAGGCUUUUCCCCCUCCAAUGUAACAUUUUAUCAGUUUACAUUGAAU